Messenger RNA from Lethenteron reissneri (Far Eastern brook lamprey), 1212 nucleotides. RefSeq names its product N-acetyllactosaminide beta-1,3-N-acetylglucosaminyltransferase 3-like. Gene Ontology annotation, molecular function: UDP-glycosyltransferase activity; hexosyltransferase activity. Gene Ontology annotation, cellular component: Golgi membrane. Lineage: Eukaryota; Metazoa; Chordata; Hyperoartia; Petromyzontiformes; Petromyzontidae. Gene Ontology annotation, biological process: protein O-linked glycosylation; poly-N-acetyllactosamine biosynthetic process. The record is from RefSeq and is a predicted model, not a curated record.
AUGCGGCUCAACUCCUCCCCCUCCUCGGGCCGCGUCCUUCGCUUCGACUCCUUCGUUCCCUCCUCCUCCUCCCCCUCCCCUCCCACCGUGGGGGGGGAGGGCGAGGAGGUGGUGGUGGGGGGUGAGGAAGAGGAGGGACAGGAGGGACAGGAGGAGGAGGGGGCCCAUCAGUGCCGCGCGGACCCGCUGGUGGCCCAGGCCUCGCCCGACUUCCAGGCCUUGCCGUGGGCCUACCGGCAGCACCUCCUCUACCGCCACUGCCGACACUUCCCGCUUCGCAUCGACCAGCCGGAGGCCUGCGCCGGGACACACGGCGCUCCCUACCUCCUCCUCGCCAUCAAGUCCCGUGUCCAGGACUUUGGCCAUCGCGAGUUGGUGCGGCAGACUUGGGGAGCCGGUGGCGAUCACCGAGUGCGCCGCGUGUUCCUGCUGGGAACGCUGCCCGACUCCGUCAACGCCACCUUCUGGGACGAGUUCCUGAGGCACGAGAGCAGCGCCUACGGUGACCUCCUCCAGUGGGGCUUCCACGACACCUUCCUCAACCUCACCCUCAAGGAGACCAGCUUUCUCCGCUGGUUCCACGAGCACUGCCCGCGCGCCUCCUUCGUGCUGCAGUGUGACGCCGACAUGCUCGUGAGCGUCCCCAACGCCCUCGCGUUCCUGCGCGGCCCCGACCUCGACCCCGACGACCACCUCUUCGCCGGCGACCUCAUCGUGGACGCCCGGCCCAUACGCGACCCGCGCAGCAAAUACUUCAUCCCGGACUCGCUGUACGGCGCCGACCGCUACCCGCCGUACGCGGGCGGUGGAGCCUUCCUGGUGUCGCGGCGGACCGCGCUGGCGCUCCGGCGAGCCUCCGACGCGGUGGCUCCGUUCCCCAUCGACGACGUCUUCCUGGGCAUGUGCCUCCUGCAGCUCGGGGUCACUCCCCAGGCCCACGCCGGCUUCAGGACUCUAGGCCUCGACCGCCCCGCGGGGCGCAAGGCCGCGGCGGCGGCGGGCGGAGGAGGAGGAGGCCUGUGGGCCGCGAGAGGUGGCGGGGUGGCGAAGGUGGCGAGGUGUUUGCUGAGGGACCUGGUGGCCGUGCACGGACUCACGCCCGCCCAGGUGUGGCUGGCGCACCGAUUGGUGGGGACGACGGGCGGCUGCGGGAGGAGGGCUUCGUCCGCGGUGAGGGUGGUCAGGCCGGGGCGGUGGUGGAGGAAGGACUAG